Polyodon spathula (Mississippi paddlefish) is the source of this 723-nucleotide messenger RNA. RefSeq names its product calcium-binding protein 2-like. Gene Ontology annotation, molecular function: calcium ion binding. Bases 1 to 702 code for a protein of 233 amino acids. Lineage: Eukaryota; Metazoa; Chordata; Actinopteri; Acipenseriformes; Polyodontidae. The record is from RefSeq and is a predicted model, not a curated record. The transcript is spliced from 6 exons.
AUGUCACAGAAAGCCAAGGGCAAGUCCGUCUUCGACAAGAAGGAGAAAUCCGGGAGCAAGAAGCAGAAGGAUGCGGCGCUCCCGGUGCAGGAGUCUGUGAACAGCAGGACCCCCCCAUGCCGAGGCGACCCCUUGAAGCCGGGCUUUGCGCCCCCCAGCAGCGCGGCGGGGGCGGGUCGCCGGGCGCGCAGCGCGGCGCGGCCUGCAGGGGGGGGCCUCCUCGUCGUGGACGAGAGAGAUCUGGUCCCUGAAGAACUGGAUGAGCUGCACGAGGCGUUCGUGGAGUUUGACGAGGACAGCGAUGGUUUUGUGAGCUGUAAGGACCUGGGGGAGUGCAUGAGGACCAUGGGCUUCAUGCCCACAGAGAUGGAGCUGAUCGAGAUCUCUCAGCAGAUCAAAAUGAGGCGUGAGUGUGCCGCUCCGCGAUCCAUACCACUGAUCAGCGAGAGAGUAGCGGACUGCAGAAGAGAAAGUCAGAGAAGGAUGGCAAAUGAGAGCGGUGCCUCUAUGUUUAUCGGGGUGUCUCUGUGUUAUCGGGGUGCCUCUGUGUUCGGGGUGUCUCUCAGUUUGACAGGGACAUUUGACAGGGAUGGUGACGGGAUGAUCACUCGCUCGGAGUUCAGGGAGGCGCUGAAGCAUCUUCUGGGGGAGCAGCUGAACACGGCCGAGGUGGAUGAGAUCCUGAAAGACAUCGACGACUGAAUGGCGACGGGCAUGUGGAAC